This is a messenger RNA of Indicator indicator, 1044 nucleotides long. RefSeq names its product UDP-galactose-4-epimerase (gene GALE). Bases 1 to 1044 code for a protein of 347 amino acids. The transcript is spliced from 10 exons. Gene Ontology annotation, molecular function: UDP-glucose 4-epimerase activity. NCBI's taxonomy places the organism in Eukaryota, Metazoa, Chordata, Aves, Piciformes, Indicatoridae. Gene Ontology annotation, biological process: beta-D-galactose catabolic process via UDP-galactose, Leloir pathway. Gene Ontology annotation, cellular component: cytosol. The record is from RefSeq and is a predicted model, not a curated record.
AUGGCAGAGAAGAUCCUGGUGACCGGCGGUGCUGGCUACAUCGGCAGCCACUGUGUGCUGGAGCUGCUGCAGGCUGGCUACGUCCCUGUGGUCAUAGACAACUUCCACAAUGCCAUCCGAGGGGCAGAUGAGCUCCCCGAGAGCCUGCGGCGAGUGCAGCAGAUCGUGCAGCAGCCAAUCCUCUUCCAGGAGCUGGAUAUCACUGAUGAGGCAGCACUGCAGGAGCUCUUCAGCAAGCACAGCUUCUCAGCCGUGAUGCACUUUGCAGGGCUGAAGGCUGUGGGGGAGUCUGUGCAGAAGCCCCUGGAGUACUACAGGGUGAACCUCACAGGCACCAUCCGGCUGCUGGAGACCAUGAAAGCCCACAGCGUGAGGAACAUUGUCUUCAGCAGCUCUGCCACCGUCUAUGGAGACCCCAAGUACCUGCCCCUGGAUGAGAACCACCCCGUGGGAGGCUGCACCAACCCCUACGGCAAAUCCAAGUACUUCAUUGAGGAGAUGAUUCGAGAUCUCUGCAAAGCAGAGAGGGACUGGAACGCUGUCCUCCUGCGCUAUUUCAACCCCAUCGGUGCCCACGAGUCAGGCAUGAUCGGAGAGGAUCCUCAGGGAAUCCCAAACAACCUCAUGCCCUACGUGGCACAGGUGGCCGUGGGGCGCCGGCAGUUCCUGAGCGUGUUCGGCAACGACUACAAGACAGAGGAUGGAACAGGUGUCAGGGAUUACAUCCACGUGGUGGAUUUGGCCAAGGGCCACAUCGCUGCGCUCAGGAAGCUGAAGGAGAACUGUGGCUGCAAGAUCUACAACCUGGGCACAGGCACUGGCUACUCUGUCCUGCAGAUGGUCCAGGCCAUGGAGAAAGCCUCAGGAAGGGAGAUCAAGUACAAGGUGGUGGGCCGGCGGGAGGGGGAUGUGGCCUCCUGCUACGCUGACCCCGCGCUGGCCGAGCGUGAGCUGGGCUGGAAAGCUGCCUGUGGCCUGGACAAGAUGUGCGAGGACCUGUGGCGGUGGCAGCUGCAGAAUCCUACUGGCUUCAGCAAGAACUGA